AACCGGCCCUGCAUGGUGCUGACGGCACGUGUUCACCCAGGUGAGAGCAAUGCCAGCUGGGUAAUGAAGGGCACCCUGGAGUACUUGUGCUCAGCUGACCCGGUGGCAGAGAGCUUGAGGCAGGCCUUCGUCUUCAAGAUCAUCCCCAUGCUCAACCCGGACGGGGUCAUCAACGGGACUCACCGGUGUGCUCUGAAUGGAGAGGACCUGAACAGACAGUGGCUGAAGCCAGAUUCUCUCCUCAGCCCCACCAUCUACCACACCAAAGGCCUCCUGUACUACCUCAACAGCAUAGGAAGAACCCCCUUGGUGUUCUGUGACUACCACGGUCACUCCAGGAAGAAGAAUGUGUUUCUGUACGGCUGCAGUAUCAAGGAGACCCUGUGGCAGUCUGGAGCCACAGUCAACACAGCGUCUCUCAAAGAAGACCCAGGAUACAGGACCAUCCCUAAGACCCUGGACCGCAUCGCUCCGGCUUUCUCCUUCAACAGCUGUAACUACCAUAUUGAAAAGUCGCGCCGCGCCACAGCGCGCGUGGUGGUGUGGAGGGAGAUAGGGGUUCUACGCAGCUACACCAUGGAGAGCACAUACAAUGGCUGUGACCAGGGCAUUUACAAGGGCCUGCAGACAGGCACAAGAGAGCUUCAGGAGAUGGGCUUGAAGUUCUGCCAGAGCCUGCUGUCGCUCCGUAGAAACACCUCGUCCAGACUGCUCUCCUCCGACCACGCCGCUAUCCUGGACCUGGACCACAGCUCCCUCGACCACAAGUCACACAACUGUUUUGAGGAUGACGAGCCGGCGUGUGCAGAGGAGAUUGAGUACCUGGGGGAAAGCUGCCCCGCUCCUAGCGCGGCCGAGCUGGACGCGGAGGUGAACGGCAACACCUCCAGCGCUGAGGAGGAAGAGGAGGAGGAGGGGGGGGAGGAAACACCUCGCAGAGGACAGCGGCGUUCUGCCGUUAGGGCCCGCCUCUUCCCUCACCUGAUUGGCUCCAGCUCUUUGGAGGCUCUCAGCAUCAAUAACAAACAGUACCUGAGCUAAGGUCCACACACGAACAACAAUUUUUAUAAUCUUUUUAUUUUUUAUUAUUAAUAUUUAAGUACAGACACUAAAACUCGAAAAGCACUUAUUGUGAAUAAAUUACUUUUGUAUAACUUUUUAAUUUGGAUAUCGAUAAUGAAUUAUAAAUGGCUGCCUUGUAGUCUUCCCUGGGCUUGAACUACACGGACAUGCUGUGUGUGUGUUUGUGUGUGCGUGCCUGCAUCAUAUAAUAUGUACACUUUGUGAUGUUGUGUGUGUGUGUGUGUGUGUCUAUCAUAUACACUGUAUCUGUGCUGUUGUGUGCGUGUGUGUAGCAUAUAUGUCAUGGUACCGGUAGGUUCUAAAUAAUCUAUAAGAUCAUAUUUCUGUCUGUUCAUAGCAAAUGUAUAAAACACAUUUGAAGUAGGGGUGGUGCUGAUAGCCUAGUACUUCCUAUGCUUUGUUAUUUAAAGGUCCAGAGAACCAGCGUGACUCUGGACAGGUUUACUACUGUACAUGUUGUGCCGUAAGCCUGUGUUAUACGUCUGAUCCAGUACUGGGAGGAAAAAUAACCAACUUUUUUUGUUGUUGCAAUGUGCAUUUACGUUUCGUAAUGAAGAUUUCUUAGGAUGGUGGCCUGUCUCAUCUCCAGGUUAUCCACAUGAGAUGUUUCUUAAUACAGCUUUGAUGAGUGAUUUGCAAGAGAUCUGCAAUAAACUCCUGUCUCCUCUUGUCCCUGUGUCGAAUUGAAA
Molecule: messenger RNA, 1772 nt
Organism: Hypomesus transpacificus
Lineage: Eukaryota; Metazoa; Chordata; Actinopteri; Osmeriformes; Osmeridae
Product: cytosolic carboxypeptidase 4-like
Exons: 6
Coding region: 13-1041 (342 amino acids)
Biological process (GO): proteolysis; protein side chain deglutamylation; C-terminal protein deglutamylation
Molecular function (GO): metallocarboxypeptidase activity; zinc ion binding
Source: RefSeq, a predicted model, not a curated record